GGCUGAAUUUUCUCCACUGGCUUGGGAACUGGCCUCUUCUCAGCACUCGCACUGCUGCCGGCUGGAGGACAGCUGAUCUGGGACUCCUCAAGGCGGAGUCCUUUCCAGACACAGCCGCCUCCACCCUCAACCGCACUCGUCUCUCUCGCGGCCGGUCUAGGACCACCAGGACCAAUUUCGGGGUUCUCCUUCUCCAGUGAGACUCGGCAGAACAGGCUUCAAGAGAAUCGGGGGCAGAGGACGAGUAAGAAGUAACCGCUAUUGCUGUGAAUUCCUUUGGACAAUUGAUGAUAUUUAUCAUUGUGCCCAGUUUCUAAAAAUAAAAGAUGGGUGGAUUAUUUUCUCGGUGGAAGACAAAACCGUCAACUGUAGAAGUUCUGGAAAAUAUAGAUAAGGAAAUUCAAGCAUUGGAAGAAUUUAGGGAAAAAAAUCAGAGAUUACAAAAAUUAUGGGUUGGAAGAUUAAUUCUCUACUCUUCAAUUCUCUAUCUGUUUACAUGUUUAAUUGUAUACUUGUGGUAUCUUCCUGAUGAAUUUACAGCAAGACUUGCCAUGACACUUCCAUUUUUUGCUUUCCCAUUGAUCAUCUGGAGCAUAAGAACAGUACUUAUUUUCUUCUUUUCCAAGAGAACAGAAAGAAAUAAUGAAGCAUUGGAUGAUUUAAAAUCCCAGAAGAAAAAAAUACUUGAAGAAGUCAUGGAAAAAGAAACUUAUAAAACGGCUAAAUUAAUUCUUGAAAGGUUUGACCCAGACUCAAAGAAAGCAAAGGAGUUUGAGCCGCCAUCUGCUGGAGCAGCUGUAACUGCAAGACCUGGACAAGAGAUUCGUCAGCGAACUGCAGCUCAGAGAAACCUUUCUCCAACACCAGCAAGCUCUGGCCAGGGCCCUUCUCCACAAGUUCCAGUAUCUCCUGGACCACCAAAGGACAGUUCAGCCCCUGGUGGACCCCCAGAAAGAACUGUUACUCCAGCUCUAUCAUCAAAUGUGUUACCAAGACGUCUUGGAUCCCCUGCUACUUCAGUGCCUGGAAUGGGUCUUCAUCCUCCAGGUCCACCUUUAGCAAGACCCAUUCUCCCCCGAGAGCGAGGUGCUCUGGAUAGAAUUGUUGAAUAUUUAGUUGGUGAUGGUCCACAGAACAGGUAUGCCCUUAUAUGUCAGCAGUGUUUUUCUCAUAAUGGAAUGGCUUUGAAAGAAGAAUUUGAAUACAUUGCUUUUCGAUGUGCCUACUGUUUUUUCUUGAAUCCUGCAAGAAAAACUAGACCUCAGGCUCCAAGACUUCCAGAGUUUAGUUUUGAGAAGAGGCAGGCAGUGGAAAGCUCAAGUUCGGUUGGUCCCUUGCCCUCAGGAAGUGUGAUUUCGUCAGAGAACCAGACCAGUGAAGAAUCUUUAGAAGAACAAGAUGUUCUUGAUAACAGUACAGAGCAGACAGAUCAGAAAAUAUCAGAUACAGAGCAGACAAACCAAGGGAUUGAAAAAAUUUCUGGCACAGAGGACCCAGAGGAGAGACAAGAGACCGAGAAUGAGGAGACCUCGGUGAAUGAAGCCAAAUCAACAGUUCCCAGAGUGGAUUCUAUUCCGAAUCCUGAACUCAGUGGAGAAUCUUUGAUGGCAGUGUAGUAAAUGCUUCCACGUGCCUUCCACUGGACAUUCGUAGACUUGUUGAUGUCAGUUACUGCUUUUUAGGUGCUGCUUUCUUUUUUUCCCCUCUAAGGAUGUGCUUGAUAUCAUUUGAAUUCAGAUUACUUAGCUAUUUCAAUAUGUCAGAAUUGUAGCUACUGGGUAUUAAAUUAAAGGCAAGUGAUAUCACUAAAGGAAGAUCCUUUGGAAUGUACAAAGACCCACACUGUAUAGCCAGCGUUUAGAUGUUUUCUUCCAUUCUAAAAGUAAACAAACAUAGCAUUCUUAUUUUCUCUAUGUGUGACCUGUAAAUAAUACCCAUUUUGACAUAGGAAGAACUUUGGUUAUGAGUAAGUUCUAAUAGUGUUCGUUUUAAGGAAUGAAACCCAAUUAAGAUUUUAAAUAAUUCAUUAUCAAAAAUGGAUAAAAUUUUAAUUCUUUAGAUAUUUUCCAGGGGGGGAAAAUGUCUAUUUAGGCAUUUACAUUAAGUGGUAUGAAAGUUACAAAUAACUAUAUAGGCAUUGGUACGAAUUCUCAGUAAGAAUGCAACCGAACAGUCAAGUGCAGUGUUUCUUUUUGAUGUUUCUUAUUUUGCAGCUGGGCCAAAGGCACAUGAUGUAUAUAAUUAGCUUAUGUUUACAUAUUAACAUAUAGGAAAUAUCUCUGCACUUGACUGUACUUGAAUUCUGAGCAUUAUUUAUACUUGUAAAAUAAUGGUGAUAUUAUAAGUGAAUUUUGUGCUCUUGUGUGUGUAUUGUUAAGGAAAAUAAAGAUGAUCUGGCAGCA
This is a messenger RNA of Neofelis nebulosa (Clouded leopard), 2402 nucleotides long. It is a transcript of the gene LNPK, whose product is annotated as lunapark, ER junction formation factor. Gene Ontology annotation, cellular component: endoplasmic reticulum tubular network. The record is from RefSeq and is a predicted model, not a curated record. Gene Ontology annotation, biological process: endoplasmic reticulum tubular network organization. NCBI's taxonomy places the organism in Eukaryota, Metazoa, Chordata, Mammalia, Carnivora, Felidae. The transcript has 13 exons. The coding region runs from base 327 to 1616 and encodes 429 amino acids.